AUGCCCGGCCUCCGAGUCGCAUUCACAGGUGGCUCCGGCAAAGUCGGCCGGCAUGUGAUCCAAACCCUCGUCAACCACGGCCACCAAGUCAUAAACCUCGAUCUGGUGGACCUCUCGACCACCACAUCAGGAGAUCCGACCUUCUCGGCGCUUCAAAACGUCCACACAAUCAAAUGCGACCUCACGGACAGCGGCCAGGUCUUCAGCGCCCUCAACACGCACAUGACGCUAGGCGAGCCGUUCCCGGCGGAGCCACCCCGCCCCGUCGACGCGGUCAUCCACUUCGCCGGGAUCAACAAGCCCAUGGUCGUCAGCGACGGCGAGACCUUCCGCAUCAACGUCCUGGGCACGCACAACGUCGUCGAGGCCGCCUGUAAGCUCGGCAUCAAAAAGGUCAUCCUGGCCAGCAGCGUGACCGUGUACGGCGUCGCCUUCGGCCAGGGCGACCUCGAGUACGCCAGCUUCCCCGUCACCGAGGCAUGCGACACCAACCCGACGGACCCGUACGCGCUGUCCAAGCUCUGCGGCGAGCGGGUCGCGCGCGGCUACGCCGCCCGCUUCGGCGUCGACAUCUACUGCCUCCGGAUCGGCCGCGUGUUCGAGCCCCAUGAAUACACGGGAGGUGAUAUGUUCCGCGGGUACGUGCGCGAGCCGGAGAAGUGGUUCCAGCACGGCUGGUCGUACACGGACGCGCGGGACCUGGGCGCCAUGUGCCAUUGUGGGUUGUUGACUUCGGGGCUCGGGUUCCAGGUGUUCAACGCGGUGAAUACCACGAUCACGAACGAGAGCUCGGACACGGCCUCGUUUCUGCGCGGGUUGUAUCCACAUAUACCACAGACGGGAGGGCUCGAGCAAAGCGAGGCGCCUAUUAGUAACAGGAAGAUCCGGCGCAUGUUGGGCUUCAAGGACGAGCAUGAUUGGAGGAUCUACUUGACGUCCUGGUAA
This is a messenger RNA of Cladophialophora yegresii CBS 114405, 945 nucleotides long. RefSeq lists its product as uncharacterized. The transcript has a single exon. Bases 1 to 945 code for a protein of 314 amino acids. The record is from RefSeq and is a predicted model, not a curated record. NCBI's taxonomy places the organism in Eukaryota, Fungi, Ascomycota, Eurotiomycetes, Chaetothyriales, Herpotrichiellaceae.